CACCGCCUCUCUCUCUCUCUCUCUCUCUAUUUUCUAUGUCAAUUCGAAGGAAUAUUUUCCCUUUAAAUUCUAAACAAUCUUCACGUUUUUCUUAUUCUCCGGUUUGAAAGCACAGCAAAAAAGGAAAAUAAACUUCAAUGGAACAUAAUCUCCGGCUGAAUUUUCCUGCUCCGGCUCCGGAUCCGGAUCCUUUGGCCUGUCUCAAUGAGUUGACUCAGACGAACUCGGAAUCAUCCGCCUCUGGUGUAACCAUUGAGAGCUUCCGAGAUCCUACUGCUAAUGCAACACCGCAGGGUGAAACUAUGGUUUGGACAAACAAGAAGCACGAUUCGUAUCUUGGGUUCUUAGAGGCAUCAUUUGUUAAGCAGUUGCAUUAUUCUAAUAGUUUGCGAGGCUGUCACCCACGAGAGGAAAUGUGGGAGCCAUGUCCAACUCAAUUCUGUGCCGAAGUACAUAAUUCUUCUCAUCAGUUUUUGGCUCUACAAGGUGGCCGCUACCAGAAGAGCUAUGACCCGUUGUUGGACAGCACUGCUGAUUCUAGAGGUAACCGGGAAAGUCUGUUACAUCAUUUUACGUCUGAAGGCAAAAGAAGCUCAAAAACAUUUUCUCUUUCAAGAGAAACUUUGGUUGCCGAUGGUGGAACGUACUCGAGAAGUGACAUGUCCUUAGGUGGCUGCACCACUGUGGUUUCGGAUCAGAAUUUUGUCGAUGAAGACCAAAGAGAAAAGACCAGUUGUGUCUCUAGGGUGUAACGCUCGAAGAUGAACACAAUAUAUGAUGCUUCAUCUACCGAAAGUCCAACGUUCAAUACUUUCUAAAGAAGAGUCGACUUUCGACUAAUGAAUCGAAAAUAAAGAUCAAUGAUACAUAUAUUUGGCCGUGAGAGAAAUUCGGCAAGUUCUCACCCGGUGCUCUUUUCAUGAAGAACGCAAAUACAAAUGGAUGGAGAAAACAUGGUGAUUUUGCAGUUAGAAGAUUUGGUAUAGAUAUAGAUGGAAUUCUUUUGUCUUUUUUGUCCUCUAUUAUUAGAUCCGAGCUGUGAGCUCCUCUAUGCCUAACUUGCAUGCUAAGUUAUCUUCUGCCGGGUAUAUGAAGUUUAUGAUAUGUGUAAAAGAUUAGGCUAUUCCGAUACA
Molecule: messenger RNA, 1133 nt
Organism: Hibiscus syriacus
Lineage: Eukaryota; Viridiplantae; Streptophyta; Magnoliopsida; Malvales; Malvaceae
Product: cold-regulated protein 28-like
Exons: 4
Coding region: 138-752 (204 amino acids)
Biological process (GO): response to cold; regulation of circadian rhythm
Source: RefSeq, a predicted model, not a curated record